UUUUAUAGAUCAGAAGGGAUUAGCUUAACAAGCUACAUACCUAAAACACGAAGAAAACAAAUGAAAACAUCGUACACGAGCCAAGAUAUUUUCUAACUCCGCCUUGCACAAAAUAGCUCACCCAUCACUAGAACUACCCCCAUCAUAAGGAUUUUGCCGCGUAAAGUUUUGCCGCAAAGAUGAGAAAAGUUAGUCUUUUUUCCAUCAAAGAAGACGAUUUCAAACCGCCAAAGUCCAUCCUCAAACCUCUCAGCAAACCAAAACAAAAAGAACCGGAGCCCACAYCAGAAGAAAGCAAUGAAAAUACAAGUACACCUCCAACGUUUUACGGUAUAGUCGCCGCUACAAAAUUCUCAAAAGACAUCAAAGGCAAGUCUAAGGAUUUAAUGGUGCAACGAAGGAAGCGUGGGGAUUGGGGAGAAUUUGAGCUUGCGCACGUGUGGUCGCCMGAAGAAUUGAACGACGAUAGUCGAUCUGUUAGCCCAAGUAGUCGUAUGGAAAGAGAACAGACAAGUGCGAGCGACUUUUUUGUUAAUAUGGCCAGACCUUAUGUUAUGAAACCCGUCAAAUCMUUUCAGGAAUUCAAGGUUAGAGCAAUCAUCAAAGAGGUUUUGGAAGAAAACCUCGAAAAUCAAACCUAUGAGCCAAAUCUAWGUAAAGACUUGGCAGUCGUUUUAUCCAAUCAGCUCAAAGAUCGAGUUAAAAGAUUGKGUUAUCCGCGUUACAAAUAUAUAUGUCACGCAAUCAUCGGGGAAAUUAAUAAUCAAGAUGUGAGGUUUGUGAGCAGAGCAGCAUGGGAUACSUCUGUAGAUGGCUUUGCAGCGUAUGAAUUCAAAAACUUUUCUAUCUACGCUGUAGGUAUUGUUUUUGCUGUUUAUUGCGAGUAAAAAUAAAAAAAAAAUAAAAACAAAAAAUAGGCAGUCGAGGACGGUAUAUGACUCAGGCCAUCAAGUGAUUUAGUAACUUCGAAUARACUAUUUUCAGUAUACAACGUUCUCUGAAUUAUCUGUAUACGCUGCAAGGGAAUGGACGUGGKCUAUAAAUACACAAGAGCCGGUGAUUCCCAGGGGACAAGGAACCUAUUGUGAUAMGUGAUCAUUCCCGCCUCCCGUGAGGGCCUGACGUAGCGAGCCCUGUCCUGCUGCCUACAGUAAACAUAUCCAUCUGAAAGAUUUGAAAAAAGGAUUUUUAUCACGACAUUGAUUCCUUAGAGCUUUAAUUUGGCUCUAUAGUCAAAGACAUCUUUCUGCAUCUGUUGACUUAUAAACUCAUGAUCAAAUUCCGACGCGAACGGCUUCGAUAAAAUGUUUAUAUCAUUCAAACUGUAUUUUUACUAUAAUUCGCAUYAUUUUAGUUUUGCAUGCAAUAAAACUC
This is a messenger RNA of Exaiptasia diaphana, 1374 nucleotides long. RefSeq names its product tctex1 domain-containing protein 1. The coding region runs from base 180 to 887 and encodes 235 amino acids. Gene Ontology annotation, molecular function: dynein intermediate chain binding. The transcript is spliced from 3 exons. Gene Ontology annotation, cellular component: cytoplasmic dynein complex; cytoplasm. The record is from RefSeq and is a predicted model, not a curated record. Lineage: Eukaryota; Metazoa; Cnidaria; Anthozoa; Actiniaria; Aiptasiidae. Gene Ontology annotation, biological process: microtubule-based movement.